Molecule: messenger RNA, 447 nt
Organism: Vicia faba (fava bean)
Lineage: Eukaryota; Viridiplantae; Streptophyta; Magnoliopsida; Fabales; Fabaceae
Source: the annotation of a GenBank genome assembly
AUGUUCAUAUUGGAACUUAAAAGAAAGAAUCUUGAUAUGUGUAUUGUUCAUAUUGGUUCUAAAUUAUUUCUACCUUCCAGUGUGACUAUCAUUGUGGCAUAUCUGAUGAAAUCUCGUGGAAUGAAAUUAUCUGAAGCUCCGCAACAUGUUAAGAACAAAAGACCAAAAACAGCUCCUAAUCGUGGUUUCAUUCGUCAAUUGGAAGACUUUGAGAAAUCUCUUCAAGAAAAACCUGCCCCGAAGAAACAGAAGGUAGAAGUGGAGCUGGGAACAAGAAGUGUUGAACCUGCUCCUUCGUACAUAAAAAUCAAUCAUCUAAAGGAUCCUGUGAAUCCUUUGGCAAUAAUGUGUGAUGCAAAGCUUAAGGAGAUCUUUGGCUGUGAAAGCAUUUCAGCAUUGGAGAUACCUGAAGUUUUGGGCCGCCAUCAUAUUUUUAGGAGAUCAUGA